AUGAAAUUUCCGUAUCACUCAAUGGCUGUAUGUGACAGUGACUCACGACGACCUGUCUCAACACAUUUGGUAGAUACUCCUGGUGGACCUUAUAUUUAUGGUACAGGGGCGCCUCUAAGGUUCUUUGUCUCUUAUACCGUCGACUCACCAGCCAUUGUAACAACUAACUUGCGGGCUUUGGUCAAGCGCGACUGGCCAGAGUCCCUCGAAGACCUGCCGGCUCCCAUUGAAUAUGAUGAUACGGAAGCAAUGGCGGAAAAGCUCGCCACUUUUUUCGUAAACCAGAGUGACCCCGAUGAUGUGAGCGAAAUACCACGUCCCACAUCACCAUAUGAUCUCUUCAUGGGAUUUAAUGCAGUCCAUAUCUACCAAUAUGGAAUUGAUUUCUGUUAUCAGGUUAUGUGCCAUAUCAGUCGUCUUGGAGAAAGAACGCAAACGCCAGUGGUAGAAGAAAAAGAGACUUAUACCCUUGAUUGGGCAAAGAGAAAUAUCGGCCACUUGAUUCAACUACCAAGGAUUGAAGAUGAAGACGAUGAGUUUGAGGCAGAAACUAAACUGUGUGGACCAUCAAGAGGCAUUUCACCUGCCGAAGCUCAUAGUUUAAAGCAGAGAAUGAAGUAUUAUCGAAAGCUUCUCCUUGAUGAUACAAAAGCACCAUCCUCCGAAAUCCUACUUUUCGAAGAUGCUGUCCAUCCUAUGAGUGAUUCCGAAGAUGAUGACGCACUUCACGACGAACAAGCUGGAGAUGAUGAUUCUGAUGAUAUAUCACAGCAAUCUGAUUAUGACGAAACCAGCUCAUUUGGCUACACAACGGACCAAACAAGUUCUCUGGAUCUGAUGAUGCCUUAUCUUGGAAAGUUUAGAUCAAAAAUACCAGUAUUGAUCAGUCGAAAGAGUCCAAUCUUUGUGACUGAUACUACCGGAGAAAGUCUUGAUUCCUCGAACGUGGAUGUAGAGAGAAAUGAUAUAAGACCCUUGCCAUCUAAGAUUCCAAGGCCAAUCAAAUUAUUUUCGUCAUCAAAGAGGCCAAAAUCAUUAUAG
Messenger RNA from Blumeria graminis f. sp. triticale, 1041 nucleotides. The record is from the annotation of a GenBank genome assembly. NCBI's taxonomy places the organism in Eukaryota, Fungi, Ascomycota, Leotiomycetes, Helotiales, Erysiphaceae.